This is a messenger RNA of Closterium sp. Naga37s-1, 2100 nucleotides long. The record is from the annotation of a GenBank genome assembly. Lineage: Eukaryota; Viridiplantae; Streptophyta; Zygnematophyceae; Desmidiales; Closteriaceae.
AUGCCGAAGAAGAACCCCAAGUCGAAACGCGCGGCCGCGAAAUCCGCCGCGCAACGCGCGGAAGAUGACGAGCCGCCGUCGCUAUCCAUCGCGACGGUCGCUCGCGCCGCGUCCGAAGCCGUGGCGGCCGACCUGAUGUCCGCCGCGGAAUCAAUGUCCGCCGAUCGACUGCGCGCCGAUGGCGUAAUUUCCUCCCUCCCUGCAAUCUCCGUCUCCGGUGGCGCCGCCGCAGUUUCCGCCGCAAAUGACGGCGCCGGCGUCGCCAUUGCCGUCGGCGGCCGGUCCAGAAGCCUUUCCGUCUCCCCUGCUGGUAGCCCAUCAGCCGUCGCUGCCGCCGCAACAGCCGCCGCAGGAACCGGCUUCACAGCUAAGAGUAACCUUGCAGCGAAGGCGAGCUUAACUCCUAGUCCCGGUAGCGCCAGCGGCGGCGGCGGGAGUGGCGGGAAAACGGGGAGGAAGCUCCGCGUGGGGCGGCAGCGAUCGUGGCUGCCACGUGGCAGCCCUUCAGCCGCGCAAGCAGCAUCUGCCAGCUCACCUUUCACAUCAGCCCCUUGGUCGAUGUGUCGGUUCCGCCUCGCCACUCUCCUCGAAGUCGCCUUCUCCUUCCUCCUCCUCUUCGUCACCCUCCUGCUGCACCGCAAUGGCUGCCUCUCCCCCUCCUCCCCCGCCUUCCCCCUCUGCUGGCGCAACCUGGGCGUCUCGCUCCCCCCAUCCCUCCGCCCAUCCUCCACCCCAUCCCUCCGCCAAUCCCUCCCCCCAUCUCUCGUGCAAGGAGUGAGAGGCGGGGGAGAAGGAAUGAGGGGAAGAAGAGAGAGUGGGGGAAUGCAGGGGGUGACGGAAGGGAUGGGGGGAAGGGGGGAGCGAGGGGGAAUUGUUAAUAUUCAGAGAGGAGAAGGGGACGCGUCAUUACUACGCGUGCUGAUGCCAGGCAAUGGGGGAAGCAGUAGUGGGAGCAGGGGGGAAGGGGGAAGGGGGAGGGGGGCCCUGGGGGAAGCAGAUGCAGCUGCAGCUGCUGCGUUGAUGGGGCGAGGGGGGGAGGAGGGGAGACGGAGUGGGGAGGGGGAAAGCAGGGGCGGGGGAAGUGAUGGGGGGCAAGGCGGGGAAGGGGAAGGGGCGAAAUUUCAGCAAUUAGCAGAAGGGGAAGGUCCGACUACGAGGAACGAGCCAGGGGGAGGGGGAAGGAGAGAGGGAGAGGGAGGUGAGGGGGAAGGGGAGGCGCAGCAUGGGGGGAGAAAGGGGGGAGACGAGUGGGUGUUGCGGCCUGAUGAGAAGUUCAUGUGGUUCGCCAGCCAUGGCGGAUUUGGUAACCAGGUGAUCCAGUUGGUGUGGGGCCUUCGCCUAGCAGGUCUUCUGAACCGAACGCUCAUCAUCCCACCCAAGCUCUCCCACUUCGCCAAGUCGUCUGGCAUCGGCCGGUGCGAUCGCAACCCCACCAAGCCGGACCGGACACGGCAUGAUGCUUGGGGUCACUACUCUGAUAUGAUGCGAGGGGGAAAGGGCUACGUGUCUAUGUCUGACGUGCUCGAUUUCAAGACUCUGCCGCCCGCUUUCAUCCGCACCAUUGAUCUGCGGCACUUUGCCGCCCGGUUCUGCCACUGUGACGUGGCACCAGCCUGCUACGGUGGCGCGUGUCGGCAGCUGACUCAUGGGAGGCACCACGACCCCCACUCACGUAAGGACGACAAGUGCAUGUGGGAGUGCGGGGCCAAGCUAGGGGCGCAGGGAGGGGCAAGUAAGAAAUGGAGGAAGGGGGGGGUGCUGUAUCCCAUCGACAACACGUGCAAGGACACUCUCUGGACCAUUGGCAAUUAUGCAAGUCUCAAAGAACUAGUGGCAGCAGUGGGGGAGAAAGAACCAGCAGUGCCGGCCUUUGCCCACAUCAACGUGAAGCACAACCGCAACGAGCCCGUGCUACUCAACGUCUUUGCCACUCUGGGAGAUUUGUCACCUGCCAAAGACAGCAAGGUGCUGGCCUUCCCUUCGCUCUUCCAUCCCCGCAUCGCAGACAUCAACCUUGAGUGGGACGACCGCGCGCAAGCAAUCAGAGAGGUGGGUGGAGUAAUACUUGGCCCCUGUGUCAAUGCCCUUCACUCCCCCUAG